Molecule: messenger RNA, 235 nt
Organism: Adineta ricciae
Lineage: Eukaryota; Metazoa; Rotifera; Eurotatoria; Adinetida; Adinetidae
Source: the annotation of a GenBank genome assembly
AUGCCGAUUUUGUCAUCGCCUCAACAUCAUAAUAAAAGACUCGAACAAAUCAUUACUGAUCACAAAAAUGAUACUGUAUUAGAUUUGAGAUCGAAAAAUUUCACCAAUAAGGAUGCAGAGAUUAUCGCAUACUAUGCAUUAGGAAAUAACAAAACAUGCAUCACUCUCUACCUUGACUAUAAUAAAAUCGGAGGUCAAGGUAUGAAACAUCUGAGUAAUGCAUUGUUGUUCAAUA